AUGGCCUUCCCCAGUAUGUUGUCUUGUGUCAUUAUCCCCGUAUUCUUCUCAGCUGUCGGUGUACAAGCCCACGGUAUCGCCAGCGCGGUAGUGAUAGACAGUACUUUUUACGAUGGCUACAAUCCGAGCUAUCAGUGGAAAAGUCCACCUCCAACGGUGGUUGGCUGGUCCGUUCCAGAUGACUUGCAAAAUACUUUCAUAGCUCCUAAUCAGUUCAACACGCCGGAUAUGGUUUGCCAUCUAGGCGCCAAGCCGGCCGGCGCGGCUGCUCCGGUGAAAGGAGGUGAUAUGAUCGAGGUACAGUGGACGCCGUGGCCGGCGUCGCACAAGGGACCCGUUCUCGACUACCUGGCCAAAUGCGAUGGACCUUGCGAAACCUCGGACAAAACCAAAUUCAGGUUCUUCAAGAUUGGCGAGGCCGGCUGGGUUGAUAAGGCUAGCGACCUGUGGGCGGCUAACAUCCUCACCAACAACAACAAUAGCUGGCUGGUUAGGGUGCCCGAGGACAUCGCUCCGGGGAAUUACGUGCUUCGGCAUGAGAUCAUUGCACUCCACGCCGCGGGUAAUCCAAAUGGCGCGCAGUCAUACCCGUUCUGUUUCAAUCUAGCCAUCGACAGCAAAGGUACGGCGAGCCCUGCUGGUAUACCCGCAACCGAGUUCUACAAGGCCGAUGAUCCCGGGAUCAAGUUCGAUCUGUUUUCGCAUCCGACGGCCUACGUGAUCCCUGGUCCUGCCCUGUACAGCGGAGCACUUCCUAUUAGUCAGACGAAACCGAGCCCGAUCACGGCCACGGCCACUGGCGUCUAUGGUUACACGGUAGCGGCGAGGGUGAAAGCAAUAGCGGCCGCAACCGUGGCCCCUGCAGCUGUGCCGACCACCUAG
Hypoxylon fragiforme is the source of this 882-nucleotide messenger RNA. Its product is annotated as glycoside hydrolase family 61 protein. NCBI's taxonomy places the organism in Eukaryota, Fungi, Ascomycota, Sordariomycetes, Xylariales, Hypoxylaceae. The record is from RefSeq and is a predicted model, not a curated record. Bases 1 to 882 code for a protein of 293 amino acids. The transcript has 5 exons.